Corythoichthys intestinalis (scribbled pipefish) is the source of this 12890-nucleotide messenger RNA. Its product is annotated as mucin-2. Lineage: Eukaryota; Metazoa; Chordata; Actinopteri; Syngnathiformes; Syngnathidae. Gene Ontology annotation, molecular function: protein binding. The transcript has 44 exons. Bases 615 to 12482 code for a protein of 3955 amino acids. The record is from RefSeq and is a predicted model, not a curated record. Gene Ontology annotation, cellular component: extracellular matrix.
CUCACGUGUGCAGACGAAAAAUACAGCAUGCAGCUCCGCCCCCUAAUUGUAGUCUGUAUUGAGCCAAAUUAGCUGCUAUCUCGGUGCUCGGAUGGAUAAAAAGAGCAAGGGUGGCGCUGAAAAUUAAGAAUUAAAAAGAGAAAAGCACUCGUGAAAGAAUCGGCAAAAUGCGCGAAAAUAGCUAAUUUUUUUCAUGCAACGACCUUGCGGCCUCAAACUACAGAGGAUUACAACGAAAGUGGUAAGGCCGGAUGGCGAAUAAAAUGCAACUUGCACCGUGUGAUACGACAAUAUGUAAUUGUGGAAACUUUGGCUUCUUGUAGCACCUCACAAGGGAUAUGUAGCAGCAAGCAUUAGCCAUAAUGAACACACCACAGGUGCAGAGCUGGAAGGAGGCUGUAGAGUGAUGUCAUAAGAUUAUGCUGUAUCAAAGGAUCGCCAUGAUACUCCACACGGAGAUGUGUCAGUGUUGUUACAAGAAACCUCUUCAUACAUGUGUGAUGAGGUGCUGACACCCACUAUGUAACAAUGUUACCCCUCCUAAACUGCAAACAGCCAGUGAAGUAUAUUACAUGGUGCUAGUCAUUAGGGACUAGUUCACCUAGUUGACUCUGAUGGAAGCAAGAAGAAUGGCGCUUGGAUGGGUGAUAUCAUGCCUCAGCCUCUACUUUGGACUGUCUGCUGCAUCCACGGAAGUUCCAGUUCAGGUGGUGACUGCUGUAUCAGAAUCUACUGUUCCAGUUCAGGUGUUGACUGCAAUACCAGAUUUUAUAGUAUCAGACCAUUUCACAGAAGUGAUAGCAUCCCACGACGACCAGUUCUGCAGCACAUGGGGGAACUACCAUUUCCGGACUUUCGACGGUGAAUUCUUCCAGCUUCGCUCCAACUGCAACUAUCUCCUUGCAUCCAAUUGUAAGAGCAGCUAUGAGGACUUUAACAUCCAGCUGCAACGACAUGAGAAACACAGGGCCGCCCAUAUAAAGCGGGUCACUAUGAGACUGGAGGGAGUGGUGGUGGAAAUGUCCAACGCCUCAAUCACGGUCAAUGACGAGAUUGUGAUGUUGCCUUUCAGUCAGGCAGGCAUCUCCAUUGUAAGGACGUUCUCCUAUAUAAAGUUUGAGGCCACAAGCGGCGUGGUUGUCAUGUGGAAUGAAGACGACACACUCUGGGUUGAGUUGGAUGCCAAGUACAAGAAUCAGACUUGCGGUUUGUGUGGUGACUUUAAUGGUGAGCGUGUUGACGGGAUCCUUGAGGAAUUAGGGGAGGCCUGGAAGGCCAACGGUCCGACUGAAAACUGUGAAGAAACUCUGUCUCCUUCCCCUCAAAACUGCCCCAUAAAUCAGAGAGACGUCUGUGAGAGUUUCCUGUUAGGAGAUUCUUCCCUCAGCUGUCACGACCGAGUCAACAGUUUAGCUUUCAUUGAAGCUUGUGUGACAGAUUUGUGCUCCUGUGAAAGCAACUCCACCACCUGCUUGUGUUCAACAAUGGCAGAGUACUCACGUCAAUGCGCUCAUGCCGGUGGGGUGCCGCAGGAAUGGAACGCACAUAUAUGCGCAAAAAAACCAUGCCCAUUAAACAUGGAAUACAACGAAUGCGGGAGCCCCUGCACAGACACCUGCACUGACCCACAGAGGAGCCAAGUGUGUGAAGAACACUGCAUAGAUGGUUGCUUCUGUCCACCCGGGACUGUUUUGGAUGACAUUGGUGGUGGUGGGUGUUUGCCCCUUGACCAGUGCUCCUGCAUGCACAAAGGCAAGCCUUACGGACCUAGGCAAUCCUAUUCCAGGGCUUGUCAAACAUGCACUUGUACUCAGGGUGAGUGGAGGUGUCAUGAUAAUGAAUGUCCCGGUGUCUGCUCUGUACUGGGUGGCUCACACAUUUCUACCUAUGACGAAAAGACCUACACCUUUCAUGGGGAUUGCUCUUAUGUUCUUUCAAAGAUGAAUGGGACCUUUGCUGUCCUGGCCGACCUUGUCAAAUGUGAAAAAUCUGACAAAUCAACUUGUCUGACUGCAGUCAAUCUACUGUUGCCCAAAUCCACAAUACAGAUGAUUGCUGUUGACUCAAGCGGUCAGGUUUUAGUCAACAAACUCACGUCUCGUCUGCCUUUCUUCACAGAUGAUGUCACAAUCUUCAGUCCGUCCACAUUUUACAUUGUGAUUCACACCAUCUACGGGCUUCACCUUGAGAUUCAGCUCGUACCCAUCAUGCAGGUCUAUAUUAAAGCCAGUCUUCCCCAUAAAGGCAAACUCCAGGGUCUUUGUGGAGAUUUUAAUGACGUCGAAUUCAAUGACUUCAGAACUAGAAGUGGGAUGAUUGAGGGCACGGCUUACGCAUUUGCCAACUCAUGGAAAACUAAAGGUGGCUGUCCAGAUGUCAGUAAUACACUUGGUGACCCCUGUCUUUUGAGUAUAGACAAGGAGAAAUAUGCCCACCACUGGUGCGCCAUGCUCAUUAACACAACAGGGGUGUUUUCCAAGUGCCAUUCGGAGAUAAACCCAGAAGAAUAUCUUGCUGCUUGUAUAUAUGAUACAUGUGCCGCUGAAAACAGUUUGGAUUCUGUAUGUGCCAUCAUGUCCUCCUACGUUUACGCUUGCAUGGCCGCUGGUGUCUCCUUGAAAGGAUGGCGUGAUGCUGUAUGUGGAAAAUACACAUCAGGCUGCCCCUCAAAUUUAGUGUUUGACUACCACAUGACAAACUGUGGGCGCACCUGCCACUCUCUGGGUCAGCGGGAUGGAACCUGUGAUGUCGAUUUGAGCCCCAUGGAUGGCUGCGGCUGUGCUGAGGGCACUUACCUCAAUGACAGGGGCCGGUGUGUGCCAGCCUCACAGUGCUUCUGCUAUAUGGGGGACAUGGUGCUCAGGCCUCAGCAGGUCAUAAAGGUCAGCGGACAAAUUUGUGUCUGUCGCGGUGGGAAACUUAAUUGCUCAGGAAACCAUCUGACGGAAUCAUGCAGCGCUCCAAUGAUUUUCUUCAACUGCUCAAGCGCAAAACCAAGUGACAUUGGAUCAGAGUGCCAAAAGACCUGUCAGACUCUGGACACAGAAUGUGUUAGCACACACUGCGUCUCUGGCUGCGUGUGUCCUGCUGGCCUGUUGUCUGACGGUAAAGGAGGUUGCAUUGAGGAGACCAGUUGUCCUUGCACUUAUAAUGAACAAUCAUACAAGCCUGGAGAGACUGUUAAAGUGGACUGUAACACCUGCACUUGUAAAAGUGGACAGUGGGAAUGCACCAAUCAGGAAUGUGACGGAACCUGUACAAUAUACGGAGAAGGUCAUUACAUCACUUAUGACGACAAGAAAUUCUCCUUUAAUGGCGACUGUGGUUACGUCUUCACCCAGGAUUACUGUGGGGACAACAAGGAUGGCACAUUCAGAGUCUUGACGGAGAGUGUUCCGUGUGGACCAAGUGAUAACAUCUGCUCUACUGCUAUCAAGCUCUACUUAGGGAACAGUGAAAUAAUCCUUAAAGAGGGAACUGUAAUCAAACAUACCAAAGGGGUUGACAUACCUUAUAAAGUCCAUACUAUUGGAUUAUAUCUUGUCAUUGAGGCAAAGAAUGGUCUUGUUCUCAUCUGGAAUAAGAAGACAACACUGAUGGUCAAACUGAGCUCCGCAUUUAAGGGAAAAAUUUGUGGUAUGUGUGGGAAUUACGAUGGAAAAAUAAAAAAUGACUUUACCACCCGAAACAAAGAAUUGGUGGUGGACGCCUUUGAGUUUGGAAACAGCUGGAAAGUGUCACAAAGCUGUGCCAACACAAAUGCAUUAAAAAAUCCCUGCACACUGUACUCGCAUAGGCAGGCAUGGGCAUUAAAACGCUGCAGCAUCAUCAACAGUGAAGUCUUUAGUACAUGUCAUUCAAAGGUGGAUCCCCAGCCCUAUUACAAUGCCUGUGUAAAAGACACGUGUUCCUGUAAUACUGGAGGAGAUUGUGAGUGCUUCUGCUCAGCUGUCGCAGCCUAUGCACUUGCUUGCAAUACUGCAGGAGCAUGCAUAAAAUGGAGAACUCCAACUGUCUGUCCUCUAUUUUGUGAUUACUACAAUCCUGAGGGUGAGUGUGAAUGGCACUACGAAGCUUGUGGAAAACCAUGCAUGAAGACCUGUAGGAAUCCCUCUGGAAAGUGCUAUACUCAUAUCCCAGCUUUAGAAGGCUGCUACCCGAGGUGUCCACCUCAUCAACCAUAUUUGGAAGAGGUAACAAUGAAAUGUGUGGCAGCAGAGCAAUGUGGGUGCUAUGAUGUUGAUGGGAAACAUUAUGCCGAAGGAGACAGAAUGCCUCCGACAGAAAAUUGUCAGAAAUGUAAAUGUUCUUCAUCAGAGAGGCAAUGCACGUACACAAUUGAAGAUUGUACUUGCAUCUAUCAAGGACAAAUAUACAAUUAUGGCGAUAUCGUGUAUGACACUCAUGAUGGAGAUGGAACUUGUAUCACUGCUUUUUGUGGAGAACAUGGGAACAUUACGAGAGAAGUAACGGUGUGCAGUUCAUCAACCACUCAUCAGCCACCAACAACAACAGAAUUUGUGUUUACGACAAAAGAAGGACCAACCUCCACAAAUGAACCCACUACUAUUAAAACAACUACUUCAACAACAGUAACAACUGAAAAGCCCCAAACUACCACAACCACAGAAAGGACACCAUCGACCACACAUGACUGUUAUGUUUGUCACUGGUCACACUGGAUCAACAACCACUACCCUGAUCAUGACCUCAGUGGUGGAGAUUAUGAAGCUAUAGAAAAUAUUAAUGAUGCAAAUCUAAAUGACUGCAAUCUUCCACUUGAGAUAGAAUGCAGAGCAAAGGCCUUUCCAGAUUUAGCUUUGGAUCAGCUUGGUCAGAAAGUAACAUGUAAUCCAACAGAAGGAUUUAUCUGUCACAACAAAGACCAAGGCAUACCACCAAUUUGUUAUGACUAUGAGAUUAGAGUCAAAUGUUGCAUCAACCAUUGUGUCACCCCCACCAAAGCUACAACUACAAAUUCACCCACAGAAUACACAACUCUGACAGCAACAACUCAAAGACCACCAAGACCCACAGAAGGCCCCACCACAACUGAAGUCACAUCAACUGAAAAAACAAUCCCCACAACUACCAUUAUAAUUCAUACAGGUCCACCAAUCACAGGGGCAGGGUCAACACCAUUAGAAGAAGAAACAUCCAAAACCACUGUUACUGAAAAACCAAGCACAGUUACAGAAGUACCAACAACAACGACAGUCACUAAAAGACCUACCACAGUAACAGAAAUACAAACAACAUCCACAGUUACUGCACAACCUAGCACAGGUACAGAAGUAUCAACAACAACAACAGUCACUAAAAAACCUACCACAGUAACAGAAAUACAAACAACAUCCACAGUUACUACACAACCAACCACAGUUACAGAAGUACCAACAACAACAACAGUCACUAAAAGACCUACCACAGUAACAGAAAUACACACAACAUCCAUAGUUACUACACAACCAACCACAGUUACAGAAGUACCAACAACAACGACAGUCACUAAAAAACCUACCACAGUAACAGAAAUACAAACAACAUCCACAGUCACUACACAACCAACCACAGUGACAGAAGUUGCAACAACAACAACAGUCACUAAAAAACCUACCACAGUAACAGAAAUACAAACAACAUCCACAGUUACUACACAACCAACCACAGUUACAGAAGUACCAACAACAAUGACAGUCACUAAAAGACCUACCACAGUAACAGAAAUACAAACAACAUCCACAGUUACUUCACAACCAACCACAGUUACAGAAGGUUCAACCAAAACUGAAGUCACAGCAACUGAAAAAACAAUCCACACCACAACCGUUGAAAUUCUCACAGACACAAUUCCUCCAUCCACACUGUCAACAACAGAAAAAACCACAACAGCAAACCCCCAAACCACAAUUACAGAGGAACACACCACCAUCAAAACAACGACACAGAAGCCACCCUUAUCAACAACUAUGCCAACAACAGUAAAAACGGAAAAGCCCCAAACGACCACAACCACAGAAAGGACGCCAUCGACCACACCUGAAUGUUAUGUUUGUCACUGGUCACACUGGAUCAACAACCACUACCCUGAUCAUAACCUCAGUGGUGGAGAUUAUGAAUCUAUAGAAAAUAUUAAUGAUGAAGGUCUGAAAGACUGCAAUCAACCACGUGAGAUAGAAUGCAGAGCAAAAGCCUUUCCAGAUGUGGCUUUGGAUCAGCUCGGUCAGAUAGUAACAUGUAGUCCAACAGAAGGACUGAUCUGUCACAACAAAGACCAAGGCAUACCACCAAUUUGUUAUGACUAUGAGAUUAGAGUCAAAUGUUGCAUCAACCAUUGUGUCACCCCCACCGAAUCUACAUCUCCAAAUUCACCCACAGAAUACACAACUCUGACAGCAACAACACAAAAACCACCCAGACCCACAGAAGGCCCCACCACAACUGAAGUCACAUUAACUGAAAAAACAAUCCCCACAACUACCAUUAAAAUUCAUACAGGUCCACCAAUCACAGGGGCAAGGUCAACACCAUUAGAAGAAGAAACAUCCAAAACCACUGUUACUGAAAAACCUACCACAGUUACAGAAAAACCUACCACAGUUUCAGAAGUAUCACCAACAACGACAGUCACUAAAAAACCCACAACAGUAACAGAAAUACAAACAACAUUCACGGUUACUACACAAUCAACCACAGUUACAGAAGUACCAACAACAACGACAGUCACUAAAAAACCUACCACAGUAACAGAAAUACAAACAACAUCCACAGUUACUUCACAACCUACCACAGUUACAGAAGUACCACCAACAACGACAGUCACUAAAAAACCUACCACAGUAACAGAAAUACAAACAACAUCCACAGUUACUACACAACCAACCACAGUUACAGAAGUACCAACAACAACAACAGUCACUAAAAGACCUACCACAGUAACAGAAAUACAAACAACAUCCACAGUUACUUCACAACCAACCACAGUUACAGAAGUACCAACAACAACCAAAGUCACUAAAAGACCUACCACAGUUACAGAAGUACCACCAACCACAACAACCACAGUCACUGAAAACCAUACAACAGUUACAGAAGGUUCAACCACAACUGAAGUGGCAGCAACUGAAAAAACAAUCCACACCACAACCGUUGAAAUUCUUACAGAAACAAUUCCUCCAUCCACACUGUCAACUACAGAAAAAACCACAACAGCAAACCCCCAAACCACAAUUACAGAGGAACACACCACCAUCAAGACGACACAGAAGCCACCCUUAUCAACAACUACACCAACAACAGUCAAAACGGAAAAGCCCCAAACGACCACAACCACAGAAAGGACGCCAUCGACCUCACCUGAAUGUUAUGUUUGUCACUGGUCACAUUGGAUCAACAACCAUUACCCUGAUCAUAACCUCAGUGGUGGAGAUUAUGAAUCUAUAGAAAAUAUUAAUUAUGAAAAUCUGAAAGACUGUAAUCAACCACUUGAGAUAGAAUGCAGAGCAAAAGCCUUUCCAGAUGUAGCUUUGGAUCAGCUCGGUCAGAUAGUAACAUGUAAUCCAACAGAAGGACUAAUCUGUCACAACAAAGACCAAGGCAUACCACCAAUUUGUUAUGACUAUGAGAUUAGAGUCAAAUGUUGCAUCAACCAUUGUGUCACCCCCACUGAAUCUACAACUACAAAUUCACCCACAGAAUACACAACUCUGACAGCAACAACACAAAAACCACCCAGACCCACAGAAGGCCCCACCACAAUUGAAGUCACAUCAACUGAAAAAACAAUCCCCACAACUACCAUUAAAAUUCAUACAGGUCCACCAAUCACAGGGGCAAGGUCAACACCAUUAGAAGAAGAAACAUCCAAAACCACUGUUACUGAAAAACCUACCACAGUUACAGAAGUACCAACAACAACGACAGUCACUAAAAAACCCACAACAGUAACAGAAAUACAAACAACAUCCACAGUUACAACACAAUCAACCACAGUUACAGAAGUACCAACAACAACCACAGUCACUAAAAAACCUACCACAGUAACAGAAAUACAAACAACAUCCACAGUUACUACACAGCCAAGCACAGGUACAGAAGUGUCAAAAACAACAACAGUCACUAAAAGACCUACCACACUAACAGAAAUACAAACAACAUCCACAGUUACUACACAGCCAAGCACAGGUACAGAAGUAUCAAAAACAACAACAGUCACUAAAAGACCUACCACAGUAACAGAAAUACAAACAACAUCCACAGUUACUACACAACCAACCACAGUUACAGAAGUACCAACAACAACAACAACAACAAUCACUAAAAGACCUACCACAGUAACAGAAAUACAAACAACAACCACAGUUACUACACAACCAACCACAGUUACAGAAGUACCAACAACAACAACAACAACAACAGUCACUAAAAGACCUACCACAGUAACAGAAAUACAAACAACAACCACAGUUACUACACAACCAACUACAGUUACAAAAGUACCAACAACAACCAAAGUCACUAAAAAACCUACCACAGUUACAGAAGUACCACCAACCACAACAACCACAGUCACUGAAAACCAUACAACAGUUACAGAAGGUUCAACCACAACUGAAGUGACAGCAACUGAAAAAACAAUCCACACCACAACCGUUGAAAUUUUUACAGAAACAAUUCCUCCAUCCACACUGUCAACAACAGAAAAAACCACAACAGCAAACCCCCAAACCACAAUUACAGAGGAACACACCACCAUCAAGACAACGACACAGAAGCCACCCUUAUCAACAACUACGCCAACAACAGUAAAAACGGAAAAGCCCCAAACGACCACAACCACAGAAAGGACGCCAUCGACCACACCUGAAUGUUAUGUUUGUCACUGGUCACAUUGGAUCAACAACCAUUACCCUGAUCAUAACCUCAGUGGUGGAGAUUAUGAAUCUAUAGAAAAUAUUAAUGAUGAAAGUCUGAAAGACUGCAAUCAACCACUUGAGAUAGAAUGCAGAGCAAAAGCCUUUCCAGAUGUAGCUUUGGAUCAGCUCGGUCAGAUAGUAACAUGUAAUCCAACAGAAGGACUGAUCUGUCACAACAAAGACCAAGGCAUACCACCAAUUUGUUAUGACUAUGAGAUUAGAGUCAAAUGUUGCAUCAACCAUUGUGUCACCCCCACCGAAUCUACAACUACAAAUUCACCCACAGAAUACACAACUCUGACAGCAACAACACAAAAACCACCCAGACCCACAGAAGGCCCAACCACAACUGAAGCCACAUCAACUGAAAAAACAAUCCCCACAACUACCAUUAUAAUUCAUACAGGUCCACCAAUCACAGGGGCAAGGUCAACACCAUUAGAAGAAGAAACAUCCAAAACCACUGUUACUAAAAAACCUACCACAGUUUCAGAAGUACCAACAACAACGACAGUCACUAAAAAACCCACAACAGUAACAGAAAUACAAACAACAUCCACAGUUACUACACAAUCAACCACAGUUACAGAAGUACCAACAACAACCACAGUCACUAAAAAACCUACCACAGUAACAGAAAUACAAACAACAUCCACAGUUACUACACAACCUAGCACAGGUACAGAAGUACCAACAACAACGACAGUCACUAAAAAACCUACCACAGUAACAGAAAUACAAACAACAUCCACAGUUACUACACAACCAACCACAGUUACAGAAGUACCAACAACAACAACAGUCACUAAAAGACCUACCACAGUAACAGAAAUUCAAACAACAUCCAUAGUUACUACACAACCAACCACAGUUACAGAAGUACAAACAACAACCAAAGUCACUAAAAACACUACCACAGUAACAGAAAUACAAACAGCAUCCACAGUUACUGAAAAACCUACCACAGUUACUGAAAAACCUACCACACUUACAGAAGUACCAACAACUACCACAUAUACAAAAAAAGCUAGCACAGUUACAGAGGUUAGCACAGUUACAGAAGUACCAACAACAAUCACCACAGUUACAGAAGUAUCACCAAACACAACUACCACAGUUACAGAAAAACCUACCACAGUAACAGAAGUACCAACACCAACCACAGUUAUUAAACCAUCCACCACAGUUACAGAAGUACUAACAAGCACAGUUACAGAAAAACCUACCACAGUAACAACAGUACCAACAACAAUCACAGUUACCAAAAAAUCUACCACAGUUACAGUAGGACAAACAACAGCAGUCACUAAAAAGCCUACCACUGUUACAAAAGUACCAGCAGCAACAACCACAGUAAAUGAAAAAACCUCUACAGUUACAAAAGUACCACCAACCACAACAACCACAGUCACUGAAAAACCUACCACAGUCACAGAAGUGCCCACCAGAACAACCACAGUUGCUGAAAAACCCACUACAGUUACAGCAGUACCAGCAACAACAACCCCCGUCUCUACAAGGCCUACCAUAGUGUCAACAGAAAAGCCUUCAACAAAAACGACAACACUGUCCUCGACAGCAGUCGGAACCACUGAAUGUUUCUGCAAAUACCUUGAUCAAACUUUUUCUCCUGGUACUACCAUAUACAAUAAGACAGAUGAAGCAGGUUGGUGCUUCACCGCAUAUUGCAAUAAAACUUGCAAUAUUGAGAAGUAUGCUGGACCGUGUCAGCCAACUAUUCCACCAACUCCUACCACUUCCUUAACAACUACUGGCAUAACGACAAAAGGUGUCACAACAAUAUCCAGUACCAUAAGCGUAUCCACUAAAGCACCCCCUAAAGAUUGUACAUUUCUUAUCCCACCAAGAAAGCAUGGAGAAAUCUGGAGUUCAGACAACUGCACCACUGAUCGUUGUGAUGAUGGAAAAGUUGUAACAGAACAUAAGCCAUGCGAACCAAUUAUGCCUGUGUGUGAAAACAGUCAACCACCAGUGAGGGUUUAUGAUGAAGAUGGUUGCUGUUUCCACUACGAAUGCACAUGCAUCUGCAGCGGCUGGGGAGAUCCCCACUAUGUCACAUUUGAUGGUCAAUACUACAGCUUCCAGAAAAACUGCACUUAUGUCCUGGUUAAAGAGAUUGUUCCUCAACACAAUUUUACCGUCCUUAUCGACAAUGAAAACUGUGACGACACGGGUGAAGUAACCUGUGCUCACAGCUUGAUUGUCUACUACAAAAACUAUGAAGUCAUUCUCACACAGGAGAGGGGCACAAAUACAGUCAACAUGGUGUAUGUCAAUGGCAAGAAAGUCAUUCCAACGUACUCCAACAAAGAUUUUAUCAUCACAAGCACUGUCAUCGAGAUGGUCUUGAGAAUUCCAGAAAUUAAAGCCGUCGUGACUUUCAAAGGCCUUUUAUUCAGUGUUGAUUUGCCAUUUUCCCUAUUCCACAAUAAUACAGAGGGACAGUGCGGUACAUGUGACAAUAAUAGAAAAAAUGACUGCAGAUUACCAAGCGGGCAGAUUCACCCCUCUUGCACCGAUAUGGCUGGUGAGUGGCAUGUACCAGAUAAGAACAAACCAUACUGUGAGAAGUCACCUCCUCCACCAACGCCAAGUCCACCACCAACUCAACCACCUUGUGAUCAUGAAAUAUGUGAAAUCAUAAUGAGCGACGUGUUUAAGAAAUGUCACAACAUCGUUGCACCGGAGACCUAUUAUGAGGCCUGUAAAUUUGAUGUUUGCCACAUGCAACACUCCCACGUGGGAUGCUCCAGUUUGGAGGCGUACGCCAUGAUGUGUGCUGCAGCAGCAGUCUGUGUCAACUGGAGAAAUGCGACAUGGGGGCAGUGCGAAUACGACUGUCCCGCACACAAAGUCUACAAACCAUGUGGGCCAGUUGUGGAACCAACCUGCAAUGCAAGAUACAAUAACAAGUAUAUAGAGCAAUGCCAUGGAGAAAAAUAUUACCAGAGAUCUGACUGUAAUGUAUUUGUGGAGGGAUGUUUCUGUCCACCUGGCACAAUUUUGUUCAGUUCAAGCUCCGACAUCUGUGUCUCCGCCUGUUGCACGGGACCUGAUGGUGAACCUAAAGAGAUUGGCGACAGUUGGGUCAGUGGCUGUCAAAUGUGUGUCUGUGAUGCUGAAACGCUGAGUGUGCAGUGUGAGCCUCGCGUGUGUCCCACUCAAGCACCUAUAACCUGUAAGGAAGGGGAGGUGUUGUUAAACCAAACGGUGGACUGCUGCCAAACGCUGACAUGUGUUUCUCUUCCAACGAAAUGUAAAAUAAACACAAACACUACCUACUUGCACACAAAGAACUGCAAGUCAGUUGUACCAGUGGAAAUGACAACCUGCGAAGGAUCCUGUGGAGCGUCAACAUCAAUGUACUCGGCUGAGAGCAACAGCCUGAUGCACUCCUGCUCAUGUUGUCAAGAAACUGCCACCAAACAGAAGGAAGUGGAGAUGAUUUGCGCAGAUGGCAGCAAGAUAAAGCACUCCUACAUCUCGAUUGAAAAGUGUGGCUGUCAAGCUACACACUGUACACAAAAUACAACACAACAUUUCUAAUGUUGAUAAGCAUUUCUAGUAUGUAGGAAAUUACUAGGAAUGUCAAUCACUUUGUGUUCUUGACCCUAUAAUGUGCAGUAAAUUUUUGGAACAAAUACAAAAUGCAAUAUGAUACUGUACAUUGCACAGUGUAUUUUGUUGAGCAUGAGGAAUGUAUUUGUAGUAACACAUUCAUACGACUUGUUAAAAAAAUUCUUAAUACAUUUUCAAUUUUGAAGUUCCAUCAAAAUGAAUUGAUGGAAUUCCACAACUUACUAUUUCUUUUCUUGUUUUGUGAUGAACCAGAUCACUCAUUGCUUGACUUGGGAUUCUUUAAAAACUCAUUCCAAUAAACAUUUUCCUGUUGCAGCAUUUCAUGUGUUAUUUAUAUUGUGCAAUAUUAAAGCAUUUUAAUGGUAUAUAGAGUCC